Messenger RNA from Thyridium curvatum, 807 nucleotides. RefSeq lists its product as uncharacterized. The transcript has 2 exons. Gene Ontology annotation, molecular function: oxidoreductase activity. NCBI's taxonomy places the organism in Eukaryota, Fungi, Ascomycota, Sordariomycetes, Thyridiales, Thyridiaceae. Bases 1 to 807 code for a protein of 268 amino acids. The record is from RefSeq and is a predicted model, not a curated record.
AUGAAGAUCGAAGGCCGGACCUUUAUCAUCUCAGGCGGAGCCUCCGGCCUAGGCCGCGCCACGGCCCUCGCCCUCGCCGCCCGCGGCGCCAACAUCGCCAUCCUCGACAUGAACGAGGACACCGGCGCCGCCCUGGCCGCCGAGCUAGGCGGGCCGUCCCGCGCCCGCUUCUACCAGGUCGACGUGACCGACACGGCCAGCGUCGCCGCCGCCGUGACCGCAGCGGCAGAGUGGUCCCGGUCCGCGGGCGGCGCGCCGCUGGGCGGCGUCGUGCCCGCGGCGGGCAUAGGUCUGCCGGCCCUCAUCAUGGACGGCAAGCACCGCCCCGCGCGCCUCGACGCGCUCGACCUCGUGCUCGGCGUCAACCUGCGCGGCACGCUCGACCUCGUGCGCCAGGCCCUGCCGCACAUCGCCGCCGCCUCCCCCGACGGCGGCGAGGGCCCCGACGGCGAGCGCGGCGUCGUCGUCAUGGUCGCCAGCUCGGCCGCCUUCGACGGCCAGAUGGGCCAGGUCGCCUACGCCGCCAGCAAGGGCGCCGUGGCCGCCAUGACGCUGCCCAUGGCCCGGGACCUGAGCCGCCACGGCAUCCGCGUCCUGACCAUCGCCCCCAGCCUGUUCGAGACCAACAUGACCAAGGCCAUGUCGGACAAGGUGCGCAAGAGCCUCCUCAACAGCCUCGAGUUCCCCAAGCGGCCCGGCAAGCCCGAGGAGUUUGCUGCCUUGGUCAUCCACCUGAUCGAGAACACCAUGUUGAACGGCGAGGUUAUCCGGCUGGACGGAGCGAGCCGCAUGCCGGCUAGGUUGUAG